UCUCUCUCGCUCUGUCUCUCUCUCUCUCUCUCUCUCUCCCUCUCUCUCUCCCCUCCGUUGUCUUUUUAAUGUAACUUCUGACUGAUCGGGAGAGCAGGGAGCGUCUGGAAAGCCUGGUCCAUCUCUAAUGAAGGAUCUGCUCGCACGGCGUUGUCUUUAAAGCUGGACACACAGGACAGAGAAGAUCAGAUUGUGUAUUUUUGGGAUAACGUUGCUUUCCUCCGUGGAUUUUGGCUCAGUGUUGUCUAUAGCCUAUUUAUUCCCCCCUCUGUGGAUGACAUUAUCUCGGUCUGAAUGAAGCUUUCUUUUUGGAUUUCCACCGCGCCGAAGCUGUUUCUGGGUGACUGCCCUUUCUUUACUUGUGAAGUCGCGCGUUAUAAUUAUAUUGCCGUUAUCUUAUGAGACCUUUUCACGUUUUCAGGCGCAACUUGUUUUUAAUUUUGUCAAACAAUGCCACAGUUUUCUUGAAUGUGUGUUAGUAAUUCACGCGGACAAACUGUGCGUUAAUUCUCGCUUAAAUAUAGGAAAGUUUGGGCGCUCAAAGUUUUGGAAACUAUCGAUAUGGCUAUGGUGGCGUGGAGAAACACCGAGGGCGUCGGGGACGCGCAGGGGACCCUCUCCUCCCCGGUGUCCCAGGUCGCACCUCUGUCUCUGCCCGGGGAGCUGACGGGACACAUGAACCCGGCGUCCUCUCUGGAAAUACCCCCCUCAGCAGCAGCAGCAGCGCCCCAGGGCGCACCGCCGCCAAAUGCAUCCAGCACCACCACCAACAAUAACAACAACACCUCCUCUUCCUCGUCCUCCUCCUCGUCCAUGGACAAACAGCAGAGCCAGCAGAUCGAGUGCAUCGUGUGCGGGGACAAAUCCAGCGGGAAGCACUACGGACAGUUCACAUGUGAGGGAUGUAAGAGCUUCUUCAAACGCAGCGUCAGGAGGAACCUGUCCUACACCUGCAGGGCCAACAGGAACUGUCCCGUAGACCAGCACCACCGCAACCAGUGCCAGUACUGUCGCCUCAAGAAAUGCCUCAAAGUCGGCAUGAGGAGGGAAGGUACGGGCUGGCGUCCUCCUGUUGUUGCUCUCGCUGUCCAGAGAGGCAGACUGCCCACCCAGUCUUAUCACGGCCAGUUUGCUCUGACAAACGGAGACCCUCUACAGUGUCACUCCUAUCUGUCGGGAUACAUCUCUCUGCUGCUGCGGGCCGAGCCCUACCCGACCUCCAGGUUCGGCUCUCAGUGCCUGCAGAGCAACAACAUCAUGGGCAUUGAGAACAUCUGUGAGCUCGCGGCCCGGAUGCUCUUCAGUGCCGUGGAGUGGGCCCGCAACAUCCCCUUCUUCCCGGACCUGCAGGUGACGGACCAGGUGGCCCUGCUCCGCCUCACCUGGAGCGAACUGUUCGUCCUGAACGCCGCGCAGUGCUCCAUGCCGGUCCACGUGGCCCCGCUGCUCGCCGCCGCCGGCCUCCACGCCUCCCCGAUGUCCGCGGACCGGGUAGUGGCCUUCAUGGACCACAUCCGGGUCUUCCAGGAGCAGGUGGAGAAGCUCAAGGUGCUGCACGUGGAUUCAGCAGAGUACAGCUGCAUCAAGGCCAUCGUGCUGUUCACCACAGAUGCUUGUGGUCUGUCGGACGUGGCCCAUGUGGAGGGUCUGCAGGAGAAGUCCCAGUGUGCUUUAGAGGAGUAUGUGAGGAGCCAGUAUCCCAACCAGCCUAACAGGUUUGGGAAGCUGCUGCUCCGCUUGCCUUCCCUGCGCACCGUCUCUUCCUCUGUCAUAGAGCAGCUUUUCUUCGUCCGUCUUGUGGGGAAAACCCCCAUAGAAACUCUGAUAAGGGACAUGCUGCUGUCCGGAAGCAGCUUCAACUGGCCUUACAUGCCUAUUCAGUAGAGGAAGAAGCUACACUGGUUCCUCUAAGGUCAGGAAAGGUCCCACACCUCAAGUUGAGUCAUUUCAGUGUGCUGUAAAAUAUCUGUUGCUUCAAACGAGGGGAAAACGGCCAGUGGAGUGCAGGCAUUUCUAAUGUAAAAAACCCCAACUCAGAUCAUAAUUUUCUUAUCCAACUGCCAUUUCCUUGAUACCAGAGGAGUGAACUGCCUUAUGCUGCAUUUUGUCUAGAAACGACGCAUAAAUUCACCAUUUUGUCAAUGUUAAAUGAUUUGACUCCACUGGCAGAAUUUUUUACUUGUUUGAGAAGAAACGAUAUUUCACAAGAUGAAAUGAAGGAUUAUGAUGGACAUUUUUUACAGUGUGGUGACCACUCAGUCUAUGGUUUUUGGGAUAACAAACAAUAUUUAUUGGACCCUGUGUGUAUAUUUAUCGUGCUUGUAAAUUAUGUUUUGGCUCCUUUUUUAAAUGUUUUGCGUAUUUUUGCCCCGGCAAGUGAGAAAACUGCAGGGAUUGUCUCGUGUCGAUCUGUUGUCUUUUUUUUUUGUUUCAUACCUUACAGACAUGGCACUUUGGACUAAAUGAACAUUUCAGACAGAUUUAACACAGGUGUUUGAAACCCAGCAUCAUCUGACUUUAAUCUAUUUGCUCAAUUGUGUACAGAUCGAAUGGUGAGAUUAAUGCUCUGUUUUAGUUACUUUGGAGUCUUAUUCUAUUUGCAUUAUGGACAUACAAAGAAUGAAAAGGGCAACAAAUAUUUGGAAAAUGCACUUCUCAUGACCAGUGUUAAGCUGCGCCAAGUAAUGCAUUACUCCUGUCAUAGGUAAUAUCAUUACUUUCUUGUGUUAGUAUUUUCUUAAAUAUUUUAGUUAAUAUUUUCUGGCAGAUUAAUUAUUCCCUCUUGCCAUAGUGCUUAAUUUCUACCCUUUUUUUAUCAUCUAAAAACAGUAUUUAAAACCAUUUAUUACAUGCUUAUUUCUCAUCGAAAUAAACGUGAAAUUGGUGAAUUAUGCCACUCAGAGAAAUUCAACUUAUCUGUUAUUUCUCAUCUGGACCAAAAGAUGACGAGAAGGCUAAUUAUGGCAACAAAUUUAUAAGGGGAAGUAAGCUGAAUGUUAGAUAGCUGUAUUUUCAUAUUUAGAUGGGUUAAAGGGAGUUAUAAUCGUAUUAUUUUGACUGGUAACUUGUUGCAAGGAAAAGUAAUGACAUUACUUCACUGGAUUAAUGAUUAAUGCAUUACUGAACACUCCUGAUUCAAUUUAUGUUUCCAGGUCUUUUACACUGACCGUCUCAGAGAGAUUUUAAGAGCACUGGGCCGGAUGUAUGACUACAGUCUCUCAACAGGAUAAAUGAACUGUACACAGCUCCCCAGCUCAAAUAACUAAUAAUCUAUUUCAUUAUAAUUAAUGCAUUUAUGAGCCCAGGCCGCUUAAAGGCACAAUAGACCACUGCAGGGUAUUGCUGAACUGUGUGUGUGUGUGUGUGUGUGUGUGUGUGUGUGUGUGUGUG
Centropristis striata (black sea bass) is the source of this 3390-nucleotide messenger RNA. RefSeq names its product COUP transcription factor 2-like. The record is from RefSeq and is a predicted model, not a curated record. Gene Ontology annotation, biological process: negative regulation of transcription by RNA polymerase II; cell differentiation; anatomical structure development. Gene Ontology annotation, molecular function: nuclear receptor activity; RNA polymerase II cis-regulatory region sequence-specific DNA binding; zinc ion binding. Bases 562 to 1884 code for a protein of 440 amino acids. The transcript is spliced from 3 exons. Lineage: Eukaryota; Metazoa; Chordata; Actinopteri; Perciformes; Serranidae.